Molecule: messenger RNA, 2404 nt
Organism: Nerophis ophidion (straightnose pipefish)
Lineage: Eukaryota; Metazoa; Chordata; Actinopteri; Syngnathiformes; Syngnathidae
Product: zinc finger protein 567-like
Exons: 3
Coding region: 576-1952 (458 amino acids)
Biological process (GO): regulation of transcription by RNA polymerase II
Molecular function (GO): RNA polymerase II cis-regulatory region sequence-specific DNA binding; DNA-binding transcription factor activity
Source: RefSeq, a predicted model, not a curated record
CAAAGAUGGAUUUGUUUCUCAUUUUAAUAUAAGAACAAUUCCAUAGUGGAGUAUUGUGUGUGAUGAAGUUGUGUUUGUAAAUUAGUUUCCAGUACAACAACACUUGCUGGUAGGGAUGGGUACUGUUCACUUCUAAUUCCAUGUUUUAUGUGUUAUAUAUGUCAAUAUAUUGUGUGUUUGUAUUUUGCCAACAUGGUAGAAUCACAUGGGGCUUCACGGUGGAAGAGGGGUUAGUGCGUCUGCCUCACAAUAUGAAGUUCCUGCAGUCCUGGGUUCAAAUCCAGGCUCGGGAUCUUUCUGUGUGGAGUUUGCAUGUUCUCCCCGUGACUGCGUGGGUUCCCUCCGGGUACUCCGGCUUCCUCCCACCUCCAAAGACAUGCACCUGGGGAUAGGUUGAUUGGCAACACUAAAUGGUCCCUAGUGUGUGAAUGUGAGUGUGAAUGUUGUCUGUCUAUCUGUGUUGGCCCUGUGAUGAGGUGGCGACUUGUCCAGGGUGUACCCUGCCUUCCGCCCGAUUGUAGCUGAGAUAGGCGCCAGCGCCCCCCGCGACCCCGAAAGGGAAUAAGCGGUAGAAAAUGGAUGGAUGGAUGGAGGAUCCACAGCCCCCCCACAUGAAAGAGGAAGAGGAGGAAGUGUGGAUCAGUCAGGAGGGAGAGUGUCCUGUAGGGCAGGAGGAGGCUGAUGUCAGCAAGUUUCCACUGACUGUUGUCUCUGUGAAGACUGAAGAGCAUGAAGACAAACCACCUGAGUCCUCACAGCUUCAUCACAGUCCAAAUGUCUGUGGAGAACAACGUCUGCCUGAAAAAAAGGAGAGUAGCUUCAGGAUGGUGAAGGAGAAUCCUUCAAAGAGGAAGACCAGGCGCCACGGACCCUCUGGCGUCUCCUUUUCCUCUUUGACACAGACCCUUCCCUGUAAAAAGGAAGAGGAAGACUCACUGACGCCCCACAUUAAAGAGGAAGAGGAGGAACACAACAUCACUCAAGAGGGAGAUCAUCUUGAAGGACUGGAGGAGUUCCCAGUGACUGGUGUCCCUGUGAAGAGUGAAGAUGAUGAGGUGAAAGGUGAAAGUGAGGAGAGGGGAGGGGGGGAGCCUCCAAGCAGCAGCUCAACACAACACAUGACAACAGAAGCUGAUGGAGACCACUGUGGAGGAUCACAAGCAGACAAGCUCUUAGCUCCACUAUCAGAUAGUGAGGACACAACGUCACACUCUCCUGACACUGAUGAUGAAGACUCUAAAGAUGAUAAGACAUGUCACACUGACAACACUCACUUCACAUCUUCUCACUGUCACAAAACCUUUAAAUACCAUAGUCAUCUGAAAAGACACAUGAGAACACACACUGGUGAAAAAGCUUUUAUCUGUUCAGUCUGUGGUAAACAUUUUGUCCGAAGUCACAAUGUGAAAGUACACAUGAGAACACACACUGGUGAAAAACCUUUUCCCUGUUCAACCUGUGGUAAAGGUUUUACACAAAAUCAAUAUUUGAAAGUACACAUGAGAACACACACUGGUGAAAAAACUUUUUCUUGUUCAAUCUGUGGUAAAGGUUUUAUACAAAGUCAAUAUUUGAAAGUGCACAUGAGAACGCACACUGGAGAAAAACCUUUUCCCUGUUCAACCUGUGGUAAAGGUUUUACACAAAAUCAAUAUUUGAAAGUACACAUGAGAACACACACUGGUGAAAAACCUUUUUCCUGUUCAAUCUGUGGUAAAGGUUUUGUACAAAGUAACAGUUUGAAAGUACACACUAGAACACACACUGGUGAAAAAUCACAUUCUUGUUCAAUCUGCAACAGAAGCUUUUGUGACCGAUCAAACCUUUUAGCACACAUGAGAAGACACCCAGGAGAGAAAGUGUUGAGUUGCAGUGUGUGUGGUGAAAGAUUGUCUUCUAAGUACCAGUGUAAGAAACACAAGUGUGCUGGUGAGAACAGCAGCAGCAAAUGAAACUGCAGGAUUUGAAAUAAACUGUCCAGACUUUCAUUUUGACUUUCUAACAACUUUAUGAUUCAUUUGUUGGGUCUCUAUAAUCUAUUUUAUUCAUUAUCGUUAUUACUCUGUAUUUUAAUGAUUGUGUUGUGAUUGUUUUAUAUGUAUGUCCCCAGACCUUUAUGCAAUAUACAAGUGAGAGAAAAUAGCAGAUUUUUUUUUUUGUUUUUGUGAAAGGAUUUUGUUUUUACAAACUUACAUUUGUGGAUACAUCAAAUAAAUCCAGUAUUGUGUUCUAAACAUUUUUUAUGUAUUUUUUUCUUUUUUCAACAUCCCCAAAACAACAUCAAUAUCAGUCAAAGUUUGGAGUGUCAGACAAAAGCCAAUAUUGUACAUCAUCCCACAGAGAUUUACUUUGCAUACAUUCUUAAAAUAAACUGUUUAUUGUGUUUCCCAAUCACAGAACCAAC